Molecule: messenger RNA, 627 nt
Organism: Lactuca sativa (garden lettuce)
Lineage: Eukaryota; Viridiplantae; Streptophyta; Magnoliopsida; Asterales; Asteraceae
Source: RefSeq, a predicted model, not a curated record
AUGUCAUCAUCUUCAUCAUCCGAUUCGACGGCUCUACAAGAUACUAAAUUUAUCGGUUCCGUCAUGGCGAAAACGGUUGCAUACUUUCAAAAUCGACUAGGUGAAACAUCACGUGCACGAUCUAAACCAAGAAAGUCGCGGUUGCGUAGAAAUCGCAAAGCCGAACACGAUCGUCUUAUAGAAGAUUACUUUGCAGAUGACGUCAUUUAUGUUGUAAAGUUUCGAUGUCGGUUCCGGAUGAGGAAGGAACUAUUCUUACGUAUUGAUGGCGAUUUGGAAGACCACUUUCCAUAUUUCCAAUGGAAAAUGGAUGCGAGACAUUUAAAAGCUUUCUCUCCAAUUCAAAAACGCACGGCUGCAAUUCGUCAGUUAGCAUACGACAUGAGCGCAGACAGAUGGAAUGAGUAUUUUAGGAUGUCAGAGCGUAUCGUGCGGGAGUAUGUGUACAAGUUUUGCAAAGCAAUCUAUUUGGUUUAUGGACAACGAUAUUUGCGCAAACCAACUAUGAAUGAUAUUCACCAAUUGUACACGGUGCAUGAAGGCAAACAUGGAUUCCCUAGAAUGCUUUGUAGUAUCAAUUACAUGCAUUGGAGCUGGUCAUUAUGCCCCAAUGCAUGGUGUGGUUAG